UCAGCGGGGUCCGGGGGCUGGGGGCAGCGAGCAGGGCGGCCCCAUGGCCGGGCCCCCCUGAGGCAGUCCGGGGGAGUCCCCUCCCCUCCCCAGCUCGGGGGUCUCGGGGCCCCAUGAGCCGGGGCGCGGGCGCUCUUCAGCGCCGGACAACGACCUACCUCAUCUCGCUGACCCUGGUCAAGCUCGAGUCGGUGCCUCCGCCGCCGCCUUCUCCGUCUGCGGCCGCAGCCGGCGCCCCCGGGACCAGAGGUGCCGAGACCGGGGAUCCUGGCAGCCCCCGAGGCGCGGAGGAGCCGGGCAAGAAGCGGCACGAGCGUCUCUUCCACCGGCAGGAUGCGCUGUGGAUCAGCACGAGCAGCGCGGGCGCCGGGGGCGCCGAGCCCCCCGCCCUGUCCCCGGCUCCGGCCAGUCCGGCCCGCCCCGUCUCCCCCGCUCCCGGCCGCCGCCUCUCCCUUUGGGCCGCCCCUCCGGGGCCCCCGCUCUCCGGGGGGCUGAGCCCUGACCCCAAGCCCGGGGGCGCCCCCACCUCCCGGCGCCCCUUGCUCAGCAGCCCGAGCUGGGGGGGGCCGGAACCUGAAGGCCGGGCUGGCGGCGGCGUCCCAGGCUCGUCCUCCCCGCACCCGGGCACCGGCAGUCGGAGGCUCAAGGUGGCGCCUCCUCCGCCGGCUCCCAAGCCUUGCAAGACCGUGACCACGAGUGGCGCCAAAGCCGGCGGGGGCAAGGGCGCGGGUAGCCGCCUGUCAUGGCCCGAAAGCGAAGGCAAGCCCAGGGUCAAGGGGUCAAAGAGCAGCGCGGGGACUGGAGCUUCUGCCGCCGCCGCUACCACCGCCGCCGCGGCCACCGCCGCCGCCGGGGGAGGGGGAGCGGCAGCCACGACCUCUGGUGGGGUCGGGGCUGGGUCCGGAGCCCGAGGGAAGCUGUCCCCUCGGAAAGGCAAGAGUAAGACCUUGGACAACAGUGACUUGCACCCGGGACCGCCUGCUGGUUCUCCUCCUCCUCUAACCCUCCCAGCAACCCCGGCUCCAGCCGCUGCUGUCACCGCCGCCUCCGCGCAGCCCACUGGGCCUGCACCUCCAAUCACUCUAGAGCCUCCAGCUCCAGGGCUGAAACGGGGCCGGGAGGGGGGCCGAGCAUCCACUCGAGAUCGCAAGAUGCUCAAGUUUAUCAGCGGCAUCUUCACCAAGAGCACAGGGGGGCCUCCUGGCUCCGGGCCCCCUCCCGGACCCCCGGGCCUGUCUUCUGGCAGCGGGUCCAGGGAGCUGCUGGGCGCAGAGCUCCGCGCCUCCCCUAAAGCUGUGGUCAAUAGCCAGGAAUGGACUUUGAGCCGCUCUAUUCCUGAACUGCGCCUGGGCGUGCUGGGCGACGCCAGGAGCGGGAAGUCAUCGCUCAUCCACCGAUUCUUGACUGGCUCAUACCAGGUGCUGGAGAAGACAGAAAGUGAACAACACAAGAAAGAGAUGUUGGUGGAUGGACAGACUCAUCUGGUGUUGAUCCGAGAGGAAGCCGGGGCACCUGAUGCCAAGUUCUCAGGCUGGGCAGAUGCUGUCAUUUUGGUCUUCAGCCUGGAGGAUGAAAACAGCUUCCAGGCCGUGAGCCGUCUCCAUGGGCAGCUGAGCUCCCUUCGGGGGGAAGGACGAGGAGGCCUGGCACUGGCACUGGUGGGGACACAAGACAGGAUUAGUGCUUCCUCCCCUCGAGUGGUGGGCGAUGCCCGGGCCAGGGCUCUGUGCGCGGACAUGAAACGCUGCAGCUACUACGAGACGUGCGCCACCUACGGGCUCAAUGUGGACCGGGUCUUCCAGGAGGUGGCCCAGAAGGUGGUGACCUUACGAAAACAGCAACAGCUUCUGGCUGCCUGUAAGUCCCUGCCCAGCUCCCCAAGCCACUCAGCUGCUUCCACUCCUGUAGCUGGACAGGCUAGCAAUGGGGGCCACACUAGCGACUACUCUUCCUCCCUCCCAUCCUCACCCAAUGUUGGUCACCGGGAGCUCCGAGCUGAGGCAGCUGCAGUGGCCGGAUUGAGCACUCCAGGGUCCCUGCACCGGGCAGCCAAGCGCAGGACCAGCCUUUUUGCGAAUCGUCGGGGCAGUGACUCUGAGAAGCGCAGUUUGGACAGUCGGGGAGAGACAACAGGGAGUGGGCGAGCCAUCCCCAUCAAACAGAGCUUCCUACUGAAGCGAAGUGGCAACUCCUUGAACAAAGAAUGGAAGAAGAAAUACGUGACCCUGUCCAGUAACGGCUUCCUACUCUACCACCCCAGCAUUAAUGAUUACAUCCACAGUACCCAUGGCAAGGAGAUGGACUUGCUACGAACGACAGUCAAAGUCCCUGGUAAAAGGCCCCCAAGAGCCAUCUCUGCUUUUGGCCCCUCAGCCAGCAUCAACGGGUUGGUCAAGGACAUGAGCACUGUGCAGAUGGGUGAAGGUCCUGAAGCCACCACUCCCACCCCAAGCCCCAGCCCCAGCCCCAGUUCCUUGCAGCCACCACCAGACCAGACAUCCAAGCACCUGCUGAAGCCAGACCGGAAUUUGGCCCGAGCCCUCAGCACUGACUGUACCCCAUCUGGAGACCUGAGCCCCCUGAGUCGGGAACCCCCUCCUUCUCCCAUGGUGAAGAAGCAGAGGAGGAAAAAGUUGACAACACCGUCCAAGACCGAAGGCUCAGCUGGGCAGGCUGAAGAGGAAAACUUCGAAUUCCUGAUCGUGUCCAGCACUGGUCAGACGUGGCACUUUGAGGCAGCCAGUUUUGAGGAGCGGGAUGCCUGGGUCCAGGCCAUCGAAAGUCAGAUCCUAGCCAGUCUGCAAUGCUGUGAGAGCAGCAAGGUCAAGCUACGCACAGACAGCCAAAGUGAAGCGGUGGCCAUCCAGGCGAUCCGGAACGCCAAGGGCAACUCUACCUGCGUGGACUGCGGGGCCCCCAACCCCACGUGGGCCAGUUUGAACCUGGGCGCACUCAUCUGCAUCGAGUGUUCUGGCAUUCACCGGAACCUGGGCACACACCUGUCCCGAGUUCGUUCUCUGGACUUGGACGAUUGGCCUCGGGAGCUGACCCUGGUGCUGACGGCCAUUGGCAAUGACAUGGCCAACCGCGUGUGGGAGAGCGACACGCGGGGCCGCACCAAACCCACGCGGGACUCUUCGCGAGAGGAGCGGGAGUCAUGGAUUCGCGCCAAGUACGAGCAGCUGCUAUUCCUGGCGCCGCUGGGCACUCCAGAGGAGCCUCUGGGCCGCCAGCUGUGGGCCGCGGUGCAGGCCCAGGACGUGGCCACCGUUCUCCUGCUUCUGGCCCAUGCGCGACACGGGCCCCUCGACACCAGCGUAGAGGACCCGCAGCUCCGCUCCCCUCUUCACCUGGCAGCCGAGCUCGCCCACGUGGUCAUCACGCAACUGCUGUUGUGGUACGGCGCCGACGUGGCCGCCCGCGAUGCACAGGGCCACACGGCGCUGUUCUACGCCCGCCAGGCUGGAAGCCAGCUGUGCGCCGACAUCCUUCUCCAGCACGGCUGCCCGGGUGAGGGCGGCAGCACAGCCACCACCCCCAGCGCAGCCACCACCCCCAGCAUCACCGCCACGCCCAGCCCCCGCCGCAGGAGCAGCGCCGCCAGCAUGGGCCGUGCCGACGCCCCCGUCGCGCUGGUAUAGUUGCCCAGCGGGAGAGACACCCCCACUCCCACGCGGGCCGGGCACGACCACACCGGGUGGACCGCUGGACAGAUGCACCCACUCACCUCUCUAAACCGCACCCCGCCCCACGGGAGCACUUCUUUCCCCCACGAGGGCACAGCCCCCACGCCUCCCAGAAGACACAAACUCACCUCCCUCUCCCCAAAAAGGCAUGGAGACCCCAGCUCAACACGCCCCCUUUCCACCGUUUCCACACUUGGAUUGCGCUGGGUCUACCCACUGGGUGUCUGCGGAAGCAGACGCCCUGUCGCGGUACCUGCUGCAGGGAGCUUGGCUAUGCCCGCUCGCGCCCCCUAGGGGUGGAGGGGGGAAGACCCAGUCCUGCUUGUGCUCGACAAUCCCAAGGCUGGAGCACAAACCCAGGCUGGCUCCUGGGGCGACGCCACGCCAGGGGGAGGGGUUAGUACGCGGGAGGGCUAGCCCCGGGACUUGGGGCCAAUACCCGGGCCCCCACCUCUUCCAUGCUAAUCUCACUGCCCAGUGAAGGGGGAAGGGCAGCGAGGGGCAGGACCCCUGCUGCCCAAGGGGGUAGGGGGGUCCCCAACCCUUUCCGUGAAAGGGACCAUGAGGAGUGGAAAUCAGGACGUCCCCCCACACCCACCCAUGGAUGGAAGCUAAAGGGCCGGGGGAGCCAAGAGCUUGGGUCCCUCCUCACUACUAUCUUGGGAGGGAGAAGAGAAGGAGCAGAGCGGGCUAAGGGGACUGGGGAGGGACCUUGUAAUUUAUUGCUUUGUUCCCCAACAAGGG
Molecule: messenger RNA, 4430 nt
Organism: Prionailurus viverrinus (fishing cat)
Lineage: Eukaryota; Metazoa; Chordata; Mammalia; Carnivora; Felidae
Gene: AGAP2
Product: ArfGAP with GTPase domain, ankyrin repeat and PH domain 2
Exons: 18
Coding region: 114-3641 (1175 amino acids)
Cellular component (GO): nucleus
Molecular function (GO): GTPase activity; GTP binding; protein binding
Source: RefSeq, a predicted model, not a curated record